This is a messenger RNA of Giardia duodenalis, 4536 nucleotides long. Its product is annotated as Ankyrin repeat protein 1. The coding region runs from base 1 to 4536 and encodes 1511 amino acids. The transcript has a single exon. Gene Ontology annotation, molecular function: protein binding. NCBI's taxonomy places the organism in Eukaryota, Fornicata, Diplomonadida, Hexamitidae. The record is from RefSeq and is a predicted model, not a curated record.
AUGCAGACAGAUUCUUCCACUGGGUGUGAGGUGGGGGUCGCCUGCAAUGCGUUACCUGAUGCAACAUAUUAUCUGAUAAAUUUGAACCAAUUGCCAUCUGGUGACGCUGAGCUCACACUUUUUCGUGCCAAUAAGCUUUCUGUCCGAAAAUCAUAUGGAUUUCUAGACUUUUCAUACACACUGAUAAAUAAGGAGAGUGACUUGCUUAUAGCGCGCAAAUCGCCUCUUAUCUCUAGCUCCCCGUUUUGGGACUAUCUAUUUGACUCUCAGUUUCGUUUCCAGUCAUGCUCGUUGCUAUUUUGGCAUGCAUUUAUCUUCUUAUUACGUGUCAUCAGAUGGGCAUCUUCCCAGGGCCCAAGGCACAAUGUCUGGCUAGACUUUCUGAAUUCAGCUCUACACGGUAAUGUGUUCGACUACCUUAUUGUUCUAGAUACCGGUAUUCUCGUACUUGACACUCCAAACCUACUUCUAGCAUGCCUUAAAUCGGGAACUAGCACGAUUAAAAGGAUAUCAGACGAGACCACUCCUAUUGUAUUGGAGGCAACGCUGGUGUGGGCGCUCGGAUCCUACUUUUCCACGACUAUCCCAGAGCUUUUUAACAAUCUGGAUCCGUGCUAUUCCUCUCUUUCUGGUUACACAGCAUAUCAACCAAUAGACGUAUCCAUGCAGAAAUUAUCUUCUUUAGCUGACAAGAUUGCAAACGGAGAAAACUCUUUUCCUGCUGCACAGAUACUGAAGGAUCCUAUUGUAAGGAGGAUGGAGAUUCUAGUGGAUAGGCUAUGCCUUAUUUGCAGAUCAGACCGCGGGUUUACACAAUUGAUGACGGCGGCAAAAGAGAAUAACGAGAACGAAUUGAAGAAAUUUAUAUACCAAUCCAAUCUGACUUCCAGUACUCCCUUGGGGUUAACGGCAUUGAUGGUAGCAAUCCGCAAUAGGUCAUCUCUGGCCGCAAAGGUUCUAGUCCCGUAUGAGGCAUGUAGUAUAGAUUCAGCCGGUUCCACUGCUCUUAUGUACUCUGUCCAGAAUAAGCUCUAUGACGGGGCCGAGGCUCUUGCCUCACUCGAGUGUGGAAUACGCAAUAAGGAAAACAAGACAGCAAUCUACUUAGCUUACGAGCAGCACGACCAUAAAAUGCUAGAGAUUCUUGCACCGUGGGAGAACCAUCUAGUAUAUGAUAACGGCAAGACACUACUUAUGAUAGCCUCCAGCCAGAACAACAUCUCAGCUGUUAAUAUUCUUCUUAAGUACGAAGCUGGCGUUUCUGAUCGAUCUGGGCACAUGGCCUCUCGCUAUGCCCUUCUCAAUGGGCAUAGAGAGGUUUUCAAUGCGCUCCUGCCUGCCGAGCAGAGUAUCAUGAAGCGCUUUAGUUGCACCCCGCUAAUGAUCGCAGUUGCCCAAAACGAUGUCAAGCAGGUCUCCAUAGAACUCAACGUAUACCCCAGGCGCAAAUUCAAGGGAAUCACAGCUCUUAUGAUAGCAGUGCUAAUGAAUUCUAAGGAAGAGAUUCUUGAAAUGCUGGAGGCUAAGGAGGCACGCAUGGUCAACACCAAAGGCCAGACUGCUCUUAUGCUCGCUGUUCAGAGGAAUCUAAUACCCUACGUUACUAGGCUGGCUCCAUUAGAAGCAGGAAUAUUUGACAAGAGGGGGCAUACUGCCUUAAUGUACGCUAUACAAGCUAAGAAUAUCGCUGCCGUGAAAAUUCUAAUUUGCUAUGAAACCGGAUUGGUUAAUCCCUACACAGGGGCCACAGCACAUCACAUGAUUAAGUCCAUUUCAGAAACAGAGCAAGAUAUUGCUUUAGCGCAGGAGCUAACCCAGACUGUGGGAAGGUAUGAGACAUUCAAUCGUGAUGCCUAUGGGAACACGCCUUUGAUUCAUGCUGUGAUUGCCAAUAACAAGGGUUUACUACAAGAAUACGCUUGCCAGGCUAAGCUUCGAAACUUCCAUGGACGCACUGCCUUGCAUUUCGCAGUUGAGCUAGGUAAUUUUGAAGUAGCGCAGGAGCUGCUUGAGCUUGGGGCAGGCGGUUUGCAAGAUUACUCUGGAGUAACUGCACUUAUGAUAGCGGCAACGAAUGGCCAAACAGACUUGUUGGACCUCCUUCUUAGUCACGAAGCAGGAGAGACCAGGCGUGUGACCACAGCAGGAAAGAGUGCCCUUAUUCUUGCUCUAGAGAAUGGGCACACCUCUGCAGCAUCUACACUUGCCAUCUAUGAAUCAGGUAUUGUUGAUGAGGCGGGCGCCUUUGCAGCCAAGAUCGCGGCCAUGAAAGGCUACACUAACGUCUUUACUCAGCUUUAUGAGCAGGAGAAGAACCUGCUUUACAACGACGGGUUCACUCACCUCAUGCUAGCAGCGAUAAGGAAUGAUAUAAAGACACUCCGGCAAAACAUGCAAACGGAUGCACGUACUGCGCUUCCUGGAAGUGGGAUGUCUGCGCUAAUGCUAGCAACUAUCCACGGAAAUCAGGAAGCGUGCCGGUUGCUUCUAUCAGUCGAAAGUUGUAUGGUUAACUCUGAAGGAAAGACUGCUUUGAUGCUUGCUGCUGAGCGUGAUCUAUGCAGCAUAGUGAAGAUGCUCUCUAGUAUUGAGGCAGGCCUAAGGGACUAUAGAGGAACAUCAGCGCUGAUGAUCGCGGCCAUGCGGGGUCACCCUGAGAAUGUUGCCGAGCUCAUGAGGUACGAGGCAGGAAUUGCCAAUAAUGCAAAGCAAACAGCAGCGUCGCUUGCAUACUGGUCCAAUCAUAAACAGAUCUUUUGCAUGCUAGCCCAGGCAGAACUGAGCAUCAGAGACGCUCGUGGAAAUACUGAGUUAAUGAAAGCAGUUAUGAAUAAGGAUAUAAAGCAGGCCACUGCUAUGGUGCACCUGGCAGGCUGCAAGAAUUUCAACGGAGAAACAGCCCUGAUGAUCGCUGUCAAAGAGAGGUUCUACGACGGCGUCGUUUUGCUGGCGGAUCUAGAAUCUAGUAUCCAAGAUGUCAAUGGGACCACGGCGCUAAUCAUAGCGUGUGAGAACUCCUUUAUAGAGGCCGUUACCUUGCUUCUAAAAGAAAUCAAUAUACACAAACUGGAUGGAUCUAGUCCAAGGUCAGUUGCACUUGCACGUAAUCAUUUCGAGUUAGGGAGGCUUCUCCCGAAAAAGCCCUUGCUGGACUCUUUUGGAUGCACUCAGCUGAUGCUUGCAAUUGAGGCAGGAGACGAGACACUUGCUUUGACCCCACAGAUGCUUUCCUUAGAGGGCUUUCAGGACUACGAUGGCAAAACCGCCCUUAUGUACGCUGCCGAGAAAAAUAUGUGCUCGGUAGUUGAAGCUCUUGUGGGCGUGGAGUGCAAAGUUAUGGAUUACAGCGGAAAGACCGCCGCAGUUCAUGCCUAUUUGACAGGCUCUUUGGAGUCGCUGGCCAUUCUUAUCAGGUUUGAGGCUCUUCAUUACCUCAAUAAUUCAACACAAACCAUCUUUAUGCAGGCAGUUGUGGCCCGGAACAUAGAAGUUAUACACAUUGUUGGGCCAUAUGAGGCAGGAUACCAACUGGAGGAUGGAACCACCGCACUGUCACUUGCGAGAACCCUCAGUGAGAAGUCAUGCGAACGGCUCCUCGAAGCUGUACUCCAGUAUGAAGCUGGUAAUACAGCUCCGCGGGCAACUAGUUUAUUAGGACAAAGAGCAGAUAGAGAAAAGAUCAUCUCUUUCGGCAGUAGUCAUAGAGUAGGAACCCCGGAGAUAGAGGAGCCGGGGCGAGAUAAUGAUGGAAAUACAGCACUAAUUCGGUUAGUUCGCAGCAAUUCCAAGGCGGACAUCUCUCCCUUGCUGCAUCAAGCCGGUCUUGUGAACCGAAAAGGAAUGAGCGCUCUAAUGUUUGCUGCAGAACUAAACAAUGUUUCCGCUGCACGACUUUUAGCUGAAAAAGAAGCAGGCUACACUGUAGUUUCACAUAUAAGCACGCCGUUCAUUUUGUCCAAUGCAACGGCACUCCAUAUUGCUGCUAUUCGUGGCAACACAGAAAUUGUACAGAUUUUGGUGGAGCAGGAAGCAGGGAUGGUGGAUUAUCGGAAAAGAUCAGCACUGAUGCUAGCCGCGUACUUCGGCCAUCUCUCUGUUGUUCAAUUGUUGCUUGGUAGAGAGAAGGCACUUCAGGACUCCAGUGGCCGCACUGCCCUGUUUUACGCGAUUGAGAGUAACAAGGUGCGCAUAGUUCAGGAGCUCUUACCGCAUGAGGCGACUUUGGUGACAACCGCGGAUUAUAUGGCUGGCCCCGGUUUCACUGCUCUUAUGGAUGCAGCUAGGCUGGGUAAUAUCGCCGCUAUCAAGCUGCUUAUGGCUAAAGAAGGUGGAAUGACACAGCCACAAGAGGCUGGGACACACUCUAAUUGGACCGCACUAGUCUGGGCAUCUUCUCACGGCCAACGAGAGGCCGUUCUCGAGCUUGCACCCUUAGAGUUAGAGAUCUGUAGUCAACUGGCCUUUUACUAUGCUCAAGAUGCAUCGAUAACUGACUUACUAACAGAGCUCAGAAGCGCCUUUUCCUCACGUUCUUAA